Molecule: messenger RNA, 1566 nt
Organism: Fundulus heteroclitus (mummichog)
Lineage: Eukaryota; Metazoa; Chordata; Actinopteri; Cyprinodontiformes; Fundulidae
Gene: nkx2.2a
Product: NK2 homeobox 2a
Exons: 2
Coding region: 265-1110 (281 amino acids)
Biological process (GO): cell differentiation; regulation of transcription by RNA polymerase II
Cellular component (GO): nucleus
Molecular function (GO): RNA polymerase II cis-regulatory region sequence-specific DNA binding; DNA-binding transcription factor activity, RNA polymerase II-specific
Source: RefSeq, a predicted model, not a curated record
CACUUCAGCCACUUUGGCAUCCUUCCUGGACUUACAGAGACCGAAUCCACUGCUUCUUGCUUUGCUCACAGGCGAUGGUUAUCCACAGAGGCUGUUUUGACUGUACUUCAGCGUAGAGCGACACUUACUCAUCCACAUUUUUCUCCUGCUUUUUUUUCUCUCCUUGUUAGUUUUUUUUUUCGAUUCUCACAACAGCGGAUUGUUCCGAGAAAAAAAAGCUGCUGCAAGCAACUUUUCCCUGCAUAUUUCCCCCCCUACCAGAAUAUGUCGUUGACCAACACAAAGACGGGCUUUUCUGUAAAGGACAUUUUGGACCUUCCAGACACGAAUGACGAGGACGGAUCUAUCACCGGAGCGGAGGAAGACACGGAGGGAUCGGAGACCGCAUCCACGACGAAAAGCGCUGGAGUUUUGGUGCAAAGUCCUCUAGAAAACGUUCAAAAUCUGCCUUUAAAGAACCCCUUUUAUGACAGUACUGACAAUCCCUACACACGAUGGCUUGCUACCACGGACAGUAUUCAGUAUUCAUUGUUUCUCCCGUUUCUUGUCGCAGUGCACGGUCUGUCCGCCAGCUCGCAGGACUCGGCCAAGUCCCCGGAGCCGUCCGCGGACGACGAAUCCCCCGACAACGACAAGGAAACCUCCAGCAGCGGCGGCAGCGACUCGGGCAAGAAGCGGAAACGGAGGGUGCUGUUCUCCAAGGCGCAAACAUAUGAGCUGGAGCGCCGCUUCAGGCAGCAGAGGUACCUAUCCGCCCCGGAGAGGGAGCACUUGGCCAGCCUCAUCCGCCUCACCCCGACCCAGGUGAAGAUCUGGUUCCAGAACCACCGGUAUAAGAUGAAGAGAGCCCGGGCCGAGAAAGGUAUGGAAGUGACCCACCUCCCUUCUCCUCGGCGGGUGGCCGUGCCCGUCUUAGUCAGGGACGGGAAGCCUUGUCACACUCUUAAAGCUCAGGACUUGGCGGCCACUUUUCAGGCCGGGAUCCCCUUCUCGGCGUAUAGCGCUCAGUCGCUCCAACACAUGCAGUAUAACGCGCAGUACGGCGCCGCGGCCACACCGCAGUUCCCCACAGCGCAUCACUUGGUGCAAACGCAACAGUGGACUUGGUGAGAAAAAUUAUAGAGACUUGGCUUGGAGGGCGGGCAGUAGGGAGUUUCACGGCAAAGAAAGAAAGGAAAAAAACACAACAAAAUAAAAAAAAACAAAAAAGACUUUUCAUUUUUGCAGCUUGACUCAUAUAUAUACUACCAUUUUUAUUCGGGGCUCAUGUGUGCGCCGUGUUUACAUGUUUUCGUUAAGAGAACUGGGUCCAAACCUCUCCCUUAUAGAUUUUAUUAAGAAAUGUCAAUGCUCUUCUUGUGACAUAUUUUUUUUUGUAAAGUAUGUUGUGUGUUGGUUGUAGAGAUGUUUUACUUUUUCUUUUCAUUUUCUUUUCUUUUAUCCCUUCGUGUUAUUAUCAGCACGUGCGAACCACUUUAUAAUUAUAGAAAAAAAAUUUAAUUUCUUGCUUCUUUUAUGGACCGAAAAAAAUAUUUAUGGCCAUGAAUAAAAACUGGCAAAUUUUCA